UAUCUCCAACGGACUCGUCGCUCAAGGCCCAGAAGUCCACACUCCUGAGCUGGCUGGCAGCAGAGUCUCCACUCUCUCUCUAGCCGCACCUUCGGCCUCAGCGCCGAUCCUCCCGAGCUCGCUCGGCUCUUUCCGCCCGACCUCGCGUUGUUCGCCGGGUCACGCCGCCACCACCUCCUUUGCCGCCAAGGCUCUCCGGACUCGGUAGGCUCCCCGCUGAUCGGUCGAUCGCUCUCUCACUAGCUCCUUAGCCUCCAGCUCCCGGUGAUAUCAUGCGUCAGGCCGACUCCCAGACGCAGCCCUCUCCCGCAGAGCAGGAGACGCCACAGCCUGCAGGGCCCUCCAACCGCUCGCCGCCCACCAUGGGCCCGCAGCAAACAGGUAGCAGGAAGCGGAAAGCCGCCGAGGUCGAUCAGGGCGCCGGGACUUCUUCAUCGCCAGGCCCCGCAGCUCCGAUGGCGACAGCUGGGGAGGGCAACGCAGAGGGGUCCAUGUUGCUGACCAAGAGGCCGCGGCGGCCCGUAGCUCACCUCUCCAUGGUGAACUACCUGAAGGGCCGAGCGCUGGGCGCAGAUGGCCACCCGGGGCUCGCUGGCUUCGAGGGAGAUCUGCGCAGUUAUGGGGUCCUCAGGCUGCCCGAGCUGCUGAGGGAGCGCCAGCUGACCCUAGGCCCCCUCAAUAAGGUGUUCGCAUCGCAGUGGCUCAAUGCCAGGCAGGUGGUGUGUGGCACCAAGUGCAACACGCUCUUCGUGGUUGAUGUCAAGACCGACCACAUCAUGCGCAUUCCUCUGAUGCGCGACAGGGUGCCCGACCUGUCUCGUGGCCCGCCCUCCUGUGGCAUUCAUGCUGUGGAGCUGAAUCCCUCCAAGACCCUCUUGGCAACUGGAGGUGAAAACCCCAAUAGCUUGGCAGUAUACCAGUUGCCCACUCUGGAUCCGGUGUGCCUAGGAGAUUGCCAAGGCCACAGGGACUGGAUCUUUGCCAUUGCCUGGAUGAGUGACACCGUGGCUGUGAGUGGCUCCCGCGACGGCACCGUGGCACUUUGGAAGGUGGAUCCUGACAUGUUCAAUGGCAGCAUUGCUUGGCACAAGGAUGCAGGACUACCUGUGUAUGCUCACAUCAGUCCUACAGAUAUGGAGGCCAUCCCCAAAGCCACUACCAAUCCAGGUAACCGCAAAGUGAGAGCCCUUGCCUUCAGCAACAAAAACCAGGAGCUGGGAGCUGUGUCCCUGGAUGGCUACUUCCACCUGUGGAAAGCCCGAAGCUCCCUGUCUCGGCUGCUAUCCCUGAGGCUGCCCUAUUGCCGUGAGAACGUGUGUCUCACCUACUGUGAUGAGUUUUCCCUCUACGCAGUGGGUUCUCAGUCUCACGUUUCAUUCCUGGAUCUUCGCCAAGGCCAGCAGAACAUCCCGCCACUGUGCUCCAGAGAGGGAGGCACCGGUGUGCGUUCUCUGAGUGUCCACCAGCAUAUCGUCACUGUGGGAACAGGCCACGGUUCUCUGCUCUUCUAUGACAUCCGUGCCCAGAAGUUCCUUGAGGAAAGAUCCGCGGCCAAUCCAGACAUGUUUCCUGUGCCCUCUGGAAGGAAGCUCAAGCUCACCUGUGGCAGUGGCUGGAUCAACCAGGAUGAUCUCCUAGAGAAUUAUGUUGCUGGUGUAGAAGAUUUCCCCAAUGCGCUCUACACUCACUGCUACAACUGGCCCGAGAUGAAGCUCUUCGUAGGCGGGGGACCACUGGCGUCAGGCCUCCAUGGCAACUACGCAGGCCUCUGGAGCUAAGGCGGACAAGAUUCCUUCUCAGAGUGGAACUGGCCCAGAGUAUCCAGUGCGCUUCUCAGAAGAAAGAAAGAGAUGGAACCCUCAGAAGUUGGCUUUGAGAGUUUUCUGGGCCUCCCUACCGUUCUUUGGACUUUUCAUGCAUAUACUUUCCACUAAUUCUUAGCUGUGUUGUUUUUGAGUGAGUGAUCCAUGUAGUCUAUUAUGGAAGAAAAUCCUGUUGAGAAGUUAAAAUUGUGUAAGUGUUGUGUUACUAUUAUUAGCAGUUUAGUUUUCAUCAUGUGUGAUGUAUUAAGGAUAUUUUCUAAUAAACAGAGUUUGGACAUUUGUUCAGGAACACUAAUCAUAGUUUUGUAGACUUGUUCCAGUGUUAAAAAAAGAAAAAGAAAAAAGAAAAAAAAAACAUUCCAUGUUCCAGUUUGCCUACUUUUGGAAAUGUGUCAUUCAUGAAUUGUGAUCAUGGUAUAUGUAUAUAAUUUGUAUGUUGUUGGUGCGAAACUCACUUUUCUAAAAAGUUUCUUAUGUGGAAAUAAUUGUCGUAGAAUCUCGUGUUUCUAUCAAAAAUCUCAGCUGACGAGGAUGGUUUAGGUAUUCAAGUAUUCUGCUCAUUUGAGUGUUGAAGAGUAAUCCAAAACUCAGUGUUUUUCUUUCAAGCCUUAUUUUCAUUUUUAGGCUCUGUCUUCAUACUGAUCAAAGAAUGCACUUGUUUUCACUUCUUGCCUUAGUACUAUCAAGACUUGUGGAUAUAUUUGAAUGCUGUCAUUUGAGUAAAUUUCACAGAGUUUCAGUGCCAUCAUUCGAUGCAGGGAUAUUAAGUACAUAAAUGUAGAAUGUAUGGCAGACAGGGCAGAAAAUAUACUGCUCUAAGGUAUAGACUGGAUAUUUUUGCUGUUGCUAUUUUAAUACCAAAUGUUAUAUUUGAGCAUAUUUUAAACUUUCAAAAUCUGCUUGUGAGUUAAAUUGAAAGAAAAAAAAUGUGCAAAGGAAGAAGUCUGAGCCUAUCCAGCUCACUGUGAGAGAAACUCCCCCUUUGGAAGCUCCAAAUGUUUAUUUUGUGAACUUGAAAGAUUCAUACUUCAAGUAGAAUAGAUCUGUUACUAAACCUCGGGUUCUAUGCCUUGAAAUGUGAUAAUAUGGGAUCUUGACAAUGCAGUAUAAUUUUCAAAUAGAGGAGCUGGGGAUUAAAAAGAUAGGUCUGAUUAAAGGACUGUGCAGUUCAGAUAAAGAGAGAUAAUGGGAUGCUGUGCAGAUAUAUUGGUUUUCUCCCUAGGUGAGAAGGCUGAAAAUGAGAAAGGAGCCAGGCCUUGCUUCAAGCUGGUUAGGAUGUGUUAACCCUGGAUUGGUAUUGGGUCAUGCUUCCUUUUUCUUAAACAUCAAACAUGUAUUUUGCAUUGGUGUUGAUACACUACAUGUUGUUCAGUCCUAAACCUAAAUUGUUGAAAGGAUCUAAAGGUGAGUCAAGAAUACACAAUGGUCAGAUUUUUGGUUUAUAAAGAUUAUGCAGGUCUAUUUCAUAGAAUUAUAAAGUUUUGCAACUAAUCUGUGCAUUUUCUUGCUUGCAUGUAUAUUUCUAUCUCUGCUGCAAAUGAUUUAAAAGCAGAGAUUGUAAACUGCCCUCUUUUCUUUAUUUGUAUACUAAGGCCGAACAAAGGCAAUCAGUGAUUAUUUGAUGAUUUUUCUUUUGCCAAUGGAAACCUGCACUACAAAUUGUAAUAAACAUUUGCUGUUGCAUAAUAAAGAACUUUGUUCUGUGUUC
Molecule: messenger RNA, 3531 nt
Organism: Mus caroli (Ryukyu mouse)
Lineage: Eukaryota; Metazoa; Chordata; Mammalia; Rodentia; Muridae
Product: DDB1- and CUL4-associated factor 12-like protein 1
Cellular component (GO): Cul4-RING E3 ubiquitin ligase complex
Molecular function (GO): protein binding
Source: RefSeq, a predicted model, not a curated record